Messenger RNA from Eriocheir sinensis (Chinese mitten crab), 2799 nucleotides. Its product is annotated as piRNA biogenesis protein EXD1-like. Bases 89 to 1540 code for a protein of 483 amino acids. NCBI's taxonomy places the organism in Eukaryota, Metazoa, Arthropoda, Malacostraca, Decapoda, Varunidae. Gene Ontology annotation, molecular function: nucleic acid binding; 3'-5' exonuclease activity. The transcript has 8 exons. The record is from RefSeq and is a predicted model, not a curated record. Gene Ontology annotation, biological process: nucleobase-containing compound metabolic process.
GUUGCAUGCCAUUGUUUUCUGCAAGAUUAAUAAUUCCAAGAUUAUCAUUUAUAUCUGAAGUACUACCAUCCUCCUACAUCUUGUAAAUAUGGAUGGAAAGCAGACCUUGGGUGUUGGGAGUGCAAAUGAAAUGACAAACUCUACCUCAAGAAAAUCACCUGAAAAAACACCAUCACUUGCUGAAUCUGAGGCAAUACUCCCUGCACACUCUGCAAGCUGCAACUUAGAUGUUCCUUCAGCUUUACCCUUUCAUGCUAUGUUUGAAAAUUCUGAAGCUCCUUUGGAAUAUCAUGGAGGAGAGGGAAGGGACUUCACCAUUGAGGAGAUUGUAGAACUGGGUGAUGACAGUCUUGGCCUGAAGGUGCUCCUCAUGGCCAAGCAGGGGCCCUGCCUGGGUGUGAUUAACAUUAUCCUUACAUCAUGCAAGAAAAUUACCCUGGAAAAGGUAUGCAACCCAAACACAGGGAAGAAAAUGUUAGGCUUACGGACCUUCUUCUUUCGGGAAGUUGUGAACAUAAAAGUGCUUGGAGAAGACCAGGAGGCAAGGCAGAGGCUCCUCAAGGAUUUAUAUUUUGAGAAGCAACAAGGGAAAAAGCUGUUGAGGAAGAAGCUACUUCCCAUGCACCUGCAGGAGGCUUGCAGGAGCAACAUGCACACGGAGGUGCCUCCAGACCUGAUCCAACAGCUGGUGUGUGAAGAGGCCGCAGAGGACAAGCCAGGCUCUCCGGCCCCACCCCUACCACCGGGAAGACUCCCUCGACCCUCAAAAUGGGUCAUUAUUGAUGUGAUUGAUGAGGCAUACAAGAAGGCAAUUUCCAUGAUAUGCAGGGAGAUGGUCAUAGCUGUUGGCUUUACUGGAUUGAAGAUUGGCAGGUCUGGCACCUUAGUAUGGGUAACAUUUGCCACCUCCAGCAUGGUCUUCCAUUUUGAUAUGGCCAAGAUUGGGCCUGCAGAGGCAAUGAAGGAAGGCCUUGGAGCAGUCCUGCAGGACGGUUCAGUGGUCAAGGUGGUGCAUGACUGCCGGGCCAUUGAAGACCUCCUCCACCACCAACUGAACAUUAAUCUCAAAAAUGUGUUUGACACCCAGGCUGCUGAGAUAUACCUACAUUUACUAAACAACAAAGAGGCCAUACCACUGCUUGUGCCUACCCUUCCGUCCUUGCUGUACAAGUAUCUCCAGCUCUCCCCACUCCACCUCUUCCCUGAUGGGAUGGAGGAUUCAAAGAUUGAUGAGUCAUUGUGGCUGGAGCGUCCCCUGGCAGAGCCCUUGGGUGAGCGUUUAGCCAGGGAAGUUGCGUUUCUGAGGGAGUUACGCUUAGAGCAGCUGGACUUGAUGCUUGUGGACCUGAGGCAGCUAACUGAAGUCUACUUGGGAGUCUUAAGAGAUAAGGACUCUCUCACAGUCAAACAGCUGGAGCCACACAUCAUCCCAGCAGAGGUGCAAAGGCUGGGCAAGCACCGCUCAGUGAACACACUGGAGCACGGCAUACCCUUCACACAGCAUCCCAAAACCUUUCCAAAGAGAGGAAGUAAUGUUUAGAGUAAGUGGGCUUGUGAAUGUUUGUAAGCAUCCGAUGUUAUUCCAUUUUUUUGUAUGUACUAUAAUACUGUUUUGAAAUAUCAGCAGUGUUUCUAGGUGAUUUUCUAUUUUGGGGUUUUGUUGUAGCUUGUCAUUCCUGAUGUUUUCACUCAUUUUAUGAAACCAAAUUAAAUAGGUUAAAGAUAAGUCUAGAAAAAAAUGUAAAGUUUGAUCAGUCUCCAGAUGAGGCUUGGAAACACCUGUGUGGUUAUGCUGAAUGAAAUAUAUGUAUCAGGUCAAGUAUUCGUACUUGAAUAUCAGAAACUUUUUAUGCAAGGAAACAGGACCCACAUAAUGAGUAUCUUGAUUUUAGAGCCACAUACGCCCAAUUUUUCUAAAAUGUCAUAUUUAGUAAAAACUAACAACAAACCUUGGUGUCAACAGGAAAUCAGAUUUUGCUCUAAAGGAAGAGUACUGCAUGUAGCCUCUUUUUCUUUUUUUUAACUGCCUUAGUUACCUUUUAGGGUUGGAUGGGCCGUGAGUCUCUCCCACUCUCGACAGUCAUAUAAUCUCUCCUCUCCAAUGUUCCUCCUCAUGUCUUCCUUAACAUAUUAUCUCCAGGUAUUAUUCAGUCUUCCAGCUGAUGCAGAUGAUUUACCCCUCUGAAAGGCACCUUAUGAGCAUGCAGUGAUAGGCUUACAGAUCCUCUUAGCCCUCAGUGAUAACAUUGAGUUUCUUAUUAUGUAAAUGUGAAUAACAGAAGGGUUACUUUAAACUACUAUUUUUGCUUUACAUAACAACAUACUGAUGUUACUUGAAUACAACUUUGCAGUGUAUAGGAACAAGAAUACCAGUGAGAUUUACAGGAUUGGGAGGAAAGUUUCUUAAGAGAUUUUUACUUUUGUACCAUCAUUUCCAAUACUAUUUCUUACGGUUCAGUUCGACAAUACUUACUCCAGCCUUGAGAUGGCUUUACAAAUCCAACACAGCCACAUUGGUGUUGGUAAAAAGCACUAUGACAUCUUUCAAAACUGGUCGAUAGUCAGUAUAAUUUGAGAGAAGCAAGGUCCAUGAAAGUUGAAAAGUAAGUGAGAAAACAUAAUAGAUUCUGUGAAAUCUGCCACAGAUUGUGUUUAUGUCAUUACUGUACAUUGAUAGUUGUACCAUGCACUAUUACUAUUGUCUUUGUAUAAGUAUUGGGUUCGGUUUUGUACUUUUUGUGAGAGAAGUUGGUUAUGUAGACUUACAUUUUGCCAUUGGGGAAAAAACUUUAUUCCACA